UGCUUCUUGUAACUUCUAAUCUUCGCUUGCCAGGCCUUAUCUGUGCAGUUUGGGCUUUUAUAUCUUUUGGCGAUUGAGUUUGCUAUUAAAGAUGUACAUCUUUGUAUGCAGAGAGUGUUUAAUGUGGUGGGACCGGUUCUUGGUUUUCAGAGCCCACCUGAGGUCAACGUCCUGGCGCACACGCCUACAGUCUUGUGAGCUGGCCACGCUCCCCACCCCCCCGAUUGGGCUGGGACAACGAGGGCUCUGUGCGCGGGCGCCACGGUCGUCCCUCCUCGAGCGGCGCGGCAGUCCUAGAGCUACGGCCCGUAAUGUUUUUGCUCAGUUUAUUAAUCCCACGUUCAAACUACAGCUGGGUUUCCUUUGGCACCAGGGCUUUUAUGGCACUCUGGCAGGGAAGCGCGAGUCCUACCGGACUCGGUACAGACACCAGAUCAAGGGCAGGGCAUUAUCUGUGGGUCUGAAGAUGGCCGAUGAGACGGAUCCAGGAUCGAAAGGCUCUGCCGCAGCUCGGACACGUGUUUCCGUGCGGGGCGGGUGGCUCCCGGCUCUUGGCUCGGUCCGUGACACGCUGUUUCUGCCGCUCCUGCUUUUCCAUCUGCUGUUGUGGCGAGGCUUCAAAGCACCGAGCUCCCUGCAGCCGACUCCUGCUCCGUUUGGGCAGAACUGGGCAAUCGUCUCCCACGAGCUGCUGUCGAUGCCGCCUUGUUCCAAGCUGGCCUCGAAGACGUCCUUGAAGCGCUUUCUCUCACACGUGCGCCGUGGCUGAGCAGGGGGAAUUAAGACUUGAUCUGCGGGGGCUGGAGUCAGACACCCGGAUGACGCCGCUGGUCCGGCCACGCUGAUGUCGGAUGAUUGUCACCGACGCUGUAACCCUCCGGCCCACCCUGCCACCCCCUUCCGGCCCCACCGUCCUGUCCAGAUCCACCCCAGGGCCUAGGUGUGUCUGCCCGCCCUCUCCCACGGCGCACAGCCCCGUGUCCAUGUGCCAUAGACCCCCGCUCCAGUGCCCAAUACACCAGGCCUCACUGGCUUCGCGCCCCAUAGCCCCUCAAAAGCCCCACAGUGUAUGCCCUAUUACACUGCAGCUCCAUUAGCCAAGCCCCUUUGCCCCAUAGACCCCAAUGCUCCACAGCUUCAAUGGCCCAGCCCCACGCCACGUGGCUCCCGCCUUUCCCUUGUUGACACUUUAUUAGCAGCAUGAACACAGCCCCACUUCCGGGUCCGGGAGCGCGCAUGCGCACGCCGCAUCACUAAAGCCGCUCUCCCUCUCGACGCAUGCGCAGUCCGAGAUCCGAUCGGCGGGCCGCGAUGCGCAUGCGCUUCUACCCGCGAGUUUGCACUCUGCGCAAGCGCGGGCGGCCCCGGCGGGGGAGGCGCGCAUGCGCAGUGCGUCUGGGCCUACAUGUGAGCCUGCAGGGCGCCGGAGCCGCGGCGCGAUGGAGAAGUUCGGCAUGAAUUUCGGGGGCGGCCCGAGCAAGCGGGACCUGGUGGAGACGAUCGAGUCGCAGAAGAAGCAGCUGCUGCAGUACCAGGCGCGCCUGAAGGACGUGGUGCGGGCCUACAAGAGCCUGCUGAAGGAGAAGGACGCGCUGGAGGCCAGCGUCACGGCGCUGUCGGCGUCCCACGAGGCGCACGGCGGCCCCCCCGCCCCGCCGGACCCCCGGCUGCAGACCCUGCGGGAGGAGAUGGGCAGCCUCAAGCAUCACUUCCAAGCGCAGCUGCUGCAAGAGAUGAGAAAGACAGCCCAGGCAGAAGAGCAGCUCCGGCAGCAAGCCCAGAUGGAGGAGCGGCGCGUGGCCAGCUUGGAGGGGCAGGUCUCCGAGGCAUCGGAGCUGCUGGGCACUUACGAGAGAGCCAAGCAGAAAGACCAGCUGGUGAUUCAGAAGCUGAAAGACCGCAUCAUGCAGCUGGACCUGGAGAACAAGACCCUGGCUAUUGCGGCGUCCAGCCGGUCCCCCGUGGACCUGCAUCUGGAGGAGGCCAACCUUGACGUCAACGUCCUGAAGGACAAAAUGGAGAUGCUGAAGAGGCUUCUGCAGGCAGCGGCUAAGAAGAGCCAGCCAGCUCUGGACAUCGAGAAGCUGUGUGAACUGGAGCUGCCGAGGGGCCACGAGGCAGGGGACGGGGAGAAGGCCACUGCCCUCUACUACCAGCAGGAACUAAAGCAGCUGAAGGAGGAGUUUGAACGGUACAAGAUGAGGGCCCAAGUGGUCUUCAAAAACAAGUCGGCCAAAGACGGCAGCACGGCGAAGGAGCUGGAGGAGGCUCAGGAGCAACUGGCAGAGCUGAAGGAGAAGUACGUCGCGCUGCGGCUGUCCUGCGAGGAGAUGGAGAAGCAGCAUCAGCAAGAGCUGGAAGCCAGGAAGCAGGAGCUGUGCCACCUGCAGCAGGGUCACCGGCAGGAGCUGGAGAGAUGCCAGCUGGAGUACCGAGAGAGGAGCCUCAUGCUGGAGGAGGAGAUGCACAAGCAGCGGGACCGCGCGCUAGCCAUGCUGGCGGAGAAGGAUCAGGAGCUGGAGCAGCUGAGAGCCGUGGCCGUGCCAUACGGGCUCCAUGGCUCCAAGAGCUACCUGGGACCAGGAGGUAACGUGGGCGAUGACAGCUUAGCGGGUGACAUCUCCUCCGAGAACCUCACGCAGGCCCUGCACAUCGCCGCGGCCAGCGAGCCCACCUUCUUCCUGUACGCCGAGCAGCUGGCUCGCAAGGAGGUGGAGAUCACAGCCCUGCGGAAGCAGAAGCACCAGCUGGAGACGGAAGUCCACCAGCUGCAGGAGAAGAUCCUGGUCGAGGGGGAGAAGCACAGGGAAGAGGUGUCCGUCCUUCAGGACCGUAUCCAGAAGACUGUCCGGGACCAGAGCAGGGAGGGAGCCAACCUGGAGUAUCUCAAGAACAUCGUCUACCGGUUCUUGACCUUGACGGACUCUCUAGGCCGUCAGCAGACGCUAACAGCCAUAUUGACUAUUCUGCACUUUAGUCCGGAAGAGAAGCAAGUGGUUAUGAGACACUCGGCCUAUGGCAGCUGGUGGCUGCCUGGGAAGAGAUGAGACCUCGUGCUCACUUGAACUCCUCCCUUUUAAUAACACAUUCCUGGUUUCUGUCUGUCCCGGAAGACCCAGCCGCCCUUCCUCUUCUUGCAGUGCAACAUGUGUCCUGGCAAACGCCGAGGGGCUUGGGGAGCCUUCAGCAGAAAGCUGAGCUUUUACACUAGUGCCUUUAGCGCUACUCUAAUGGCGGAAUCGCUCUGGUCACUUGCCAGGACCGCGGAUUUCUUUGCUACGGGUAUCCACAGGAGGGUGGGGAGGAGACCCUGACUGAGGUCACCAGCCGUGUUAAAUCUCCUUUCCCUGUUGUGCCAACCCUCCGUGCAUGCAAGGAAUAGGGGGACCCCGUCACUUGCUUGUCCGUGGGCCUGCACUUGAGCAGCGAAGGAAGCAGCCCUUUGGAGAUGGGGAGACGUGAUGCUCGUGUCGCUUGGUGUGGGGAAAAGCAACAGGGUGAUGGUGACGGGUGAAAUGUAAUUCCCACUGUCCUGGCAAGGGAAAUCCUGGGCAGCUUUGCGGGAUGGCCAAAAUCACAACAGCUCCUUGUUUUCAGUGGGGACAGCCAAGGUGUGUGGGGGAAGAUUGAGGAAACGUAGCAAGAAGUCCCCCCCGCGGCAGGGAUUCUCCACGGAGCCGGACGUGGGCUCAUACGGGGGGGAAACGCUUUCCCAGCUUUCACUGACUGGCACUUUAUAACACCGGAGGAGUGAGGGGUGGCUCUGGGCACAUCCCUUGUAUGUCUGUGGUAGAUCAGGCACUGCUCUGCCCCCAGCCCUCUGGGAGGAGACAGGCGCUGUCCCGGGAAGGAAGGAAGGCCGAGGGGACAAAGCUAAGGGGAUGCUCUGGCCCAUGGCAGCCAUUUGCAGGCUGCUGAGACUUGUGCCAUGUCCUGGGUGCUUCUAAGUAUAAUUUUACUUAAUUUAUUUUGUGACAGCUUGGGCCCAGAGCCAGUGCAAGCAGCAGGGGAGGGCAGGAGAAGUGGUUUCUCCCAAGACCAGGGAGUCUUGUAGCUCUGGAGCGCCUGCGCAUACUUCAGGCCUCACUGCUGUCAUCCUGAGAGCCAUGGGUGAAGGGACCAUGCACCAGCCUGGUCAGGAGCAAAGUCCCUGGGGAGAUGGGCUGCGGCUGCCUCCUCACGGGGUCGUGGGAAAGAAGAUCCUGCCAGGAAACAGGAGCAAAAGUAGUGGGGACUUCCAGUUAGUCCUGCUCCCUUUCCAGCGGGCACUGCCGCCUUUCUGGGGAAGGAUCGUGGUGCCAGCCAUGCAGCUUGGCUAGCGCAGAGGGGCACACAGGCCACGAGAGCCCUCUCCGCUCUAGUUCGGUAACGAGCCAAGCUGGGAUCGUCCCUUCCCACUGAAGUCAGUUUGUGCCUGGGGUCGCGGUCUCCCUUGCCCCUGGGCCCCCCCCCCGUGCUUCAGUUUGUCCCCCUUUUUUUCCACCUCCCUCCCAAAAGCAGCAGCGUUUCCAUUUGCUGCCACUGCAGUGUUCUUGCUCCCUGCCCCUCUUCCCCAUCAAGGACCAGCACUGCCAAGCCAGGACUGCCUGCUCCAUGGUUGCACAAGGCCCCUCGAGCGCUGCAUACGCGCCGCCAGGGCAGGGUGGUGUUGCUGCGGCAGGUCGGGGCACAUGAGGCAGGGGUGAAUGGCGCUACUGGCUCUGCCAUCCCUCGGCAGUUUGGGGUAUCCGCGCUGGGACCUGCCGAGUGCUGCCACCUCAUUCCUCCGAUCGGGAGGGGAUCAGGCGCUGCUCUUGGGCACCGUGGUGGGCUUCCUGCCGCCGGGGCAUCCCGGUGCUGCUGGUGAGCAGUAUUAGUAGGGCCUAUCCAGGUUCUCUGCCCUGCAAUGGGUUUCUUUUGCCCCUUUCGGUGUAAUGUAUCCGGCCAUCCCUGCGGCCCCUUUCCCAGGGCUGCCGGCUGGCCCCGGGACCGGGGCUCGUGUCCAAGGCUGAGCUUCUUGGUUUCCACAAGCCAAGGUUUGGUCCAGCAAACAGCAAAGCUCCUGCCCUCCCUCGGACAGCUCUGCCAGCAGCACCAGGAGGUCUGGACUGGACGAUUUGCUGGGCGCACAUGCAGUCAUGAGCUCCGGCGGUCGUACAUGGGUCUCAUUAAAGGUGCGUUGUGUUCCCGGCAGCAGCGAGCGAGCAUCCUUCUGUGCGUCGCCCAGCGGCGGUGGGGCUGCCGGAGGCGCAGUCGGCACCUGGCCUCCUUCCGUGCGCUGUGAUUACCACUCCUCUCCAUGCUGCCUUGUUUCCACGCACAGGCCGUCACCCCUGCAGCGGGGCGGGGACCUGGAAUCCCUUAUUCGGGUGGGGAAACCCCUCUGCCAGUCUGUGCCUCAGUUUCCCCAUCUGGAACAUAGUGAUAAUGCUUGCUCCCACCUUGCCAAGAGCCGUGGGGGCCAAAGGGGUAGAAAGCCCAGAGCAGGGCUGGACCAGGGGCAGCAAAACAUCUGCUAAAGUGGGGAGGGAGGAUCAGCCCCUCCCUUGUGCCUUGCUUGUACCCACACCUUGGAGGGAGGGAGCCAGGCCCUGGAAAGGGCCCUGCGGAGCAGGGAGGUGGAGCAGACA
Messenger RNA from Alligator sinensis (Chinese alligator), 5609 nucleotides. It is a transcript of the gene GCC1, whose product is annotated as GRIP and coiled-coil domain containing 1. Bases 1383 to 3047 code for a protein of 554 amino acids. Gene Ontology annotation, cellular component: Golgi apparatus. The record is from RefSeq and is a predicted model, not a curated record. Lineage: Eukaryota; Metazoa; Chordata; Crocodylia; Alligatoridae. The transcript has 4 exons.